Molecule: messenger RNA, 2514 nt
Organism: Sturnus vulgaris (Common starling)
Lineage: Eukaryota; Metazoa; Chordata; Aves; Passeriformes; Sturnidae
Source: RefSeq, a predicted model, not a curated record
AUGGCGACCAGCCCGCUGCCCGGCCCCACCGAUAUCUUGCUGCCGUCGCCGUCCAGCGCGUACCCGCCGGACCCCAUGAACCAGCCGAGGGCCGGCCACGCCGCCAUGAAGCCCAACCAGGUGGGGCAGGUGAUCCUCUACGGCAUCCCGAUCGUCUCCCUGGUGAUCGACGGGCAGGAGCGGCUGUGCCUGGCUCAGAUCUCCAACACCCUCCUCAAAAACUUCAGCUACAACGAGAUCCACAACCGGCGGGUGGCCCUGGGCAUCACCUGCGUGCAGUGCACGCCGGUGCAGCUGGAGAUCCUGCGGCGGGCCGGGGCCAUGCCCAUCUCCUCCCGCCGCUGCGGCAUGAUCACCAAGAGGGAGGCAGAGCGGCUCUGCAAGUCCUUCUUGGGGGAGAACCGGCCCCCCAAAUUGCCGGAUAACUUCGCCUUCGACGUAUCCCACGAGUGCGCAUGGGGAUGCCGCGGGAGCUUCAUCCCGGCCCGCUACAACAGCUCCCGGGCCAAGUGCAUCAAGUGCAGCUACUGCAGCAUGUACUUCUCGCCCAACAAGUUCAUCUUUCACUCCCACCGCACCCCCGACGCCAAGUACACCCAGCCCGACGCCGCCAACUUCAACUCCUGGCGCCGUCAUCUGAAGCUGACCGACAAGAGCCCCCAGGAUGAGCUGGUCUUCGCCUGGGAGGAUGUCAAGGCCAUGUUCAACGGCGGAAGCCGCAAGCGCGCCCUGCCGCCGGCCCCGCCGGCCCCCGCCGCCGCCGCCCCCGCCGCCUGCCACCCGCUGGGCUCGGUGAAGGCGGCGGCGGUGGUGGGCGGCGGGCUGCUGAGCCCGCACCUCCUGGCCGCCCCUCCCGACCUGCACCAGAAGCGGCCGCGCUUCGAGGAGGACGAGGAGCUGCAGGAGGCGGUGGCGGCGGCGCACGGCGGCAAGAGCCCGCGGAGCUACCCCGUCAUUCCGGUGCCCAGCAAGGGCUCCUUCGGAGGCAUGCUCCAGAAGUUCCCCGGCUGCGGCGGGCUCUUCCCGCACCCCUACGGCUUCCCCGCCGCCGCCUUCGGGCUUUGCCACAAGAAGGAGGAGGGCGGCGGCGGUGAUGCCCUCGGCGGGGCGGCCGCGCACAAGGCCGGCGGGGCGGCGGCGGCGGCGGGCGGCGGGCUCUCGGGGCUCUUCUGGCCGGGCAGGAAGGACGCCGCCUUCUACCCGCCCUUCUGCAUGUUUUGGCCGCCGCGCACCCCGGGCGGGCUGCCGGUGCCCACCUACCUGCAGCCGCCGCCGCAGCCCCCCGGCGCCCUGGGAUGCUCGCUGGGAGGGGACGGGGCGGGCCUGCUGCGCCAGGCUUUCCUGGACCUGUCGGAGCCCGGCGGCGAGGCGGGGCCCCCCGCCUCGCCCGCCGCUUCCGACGGGGGCAGCGGCGGCGGCGGCGGCGGGCGGGUGCCCCCGCAUCACCCGCACCUGCUGGAGGCGGCGGGCGGGCGCAAGGCGGGCGGAGGGUACCACCACUCCAGCGCCUUCCGCCCGGUGGGCGGCAAGGAGGACUCGGAGAGCCUGGCCAAGCUGCACGGCGGCGGCGGCGGCCCCCCGCGCUCCGCCUCGCCGCUGCAGCUGCUGCUGCCGCCGCCGCCGCCGCCGCCCCCCGAGGAUGCGGGAUGCGAGAGGCACCCGCACCCUCCGCACGCCGCGCACCGCCUCCUCUCCCCCGGAGGCACUAGCUGCAGCUUCGCCAGCGAAGAGAGCAGCGAGGAGGAGGAGGACGAGGAGGAGGAAGACGAGCCCGAGGUGGACGUCGAGGGGCACAAGCCCCCCGAGGAGGAAGAAGAAGACGAGGAGGAGGAGGGCGAGGAAGAGCCCCGCGGCGGAGACCCCUUGGCGGCCGGCGGCCGCUUUCCACCCGCCCGGGGGCUGCCGGAGAAGGGCGGCCGGGAGCGCCCCACCGCUGGCCCCUUCCCCCGUCCGCCCGUCGAGGAGAAGCCGGGGGACGGUCAAGCCCCACCGCAGCCGCCUGCGGGAGCCCCGAGGGCGGGCAGCGGCGGCAGCAGCCCAGCACAUCACCCGGCACCCGAGGAGCAGCCCCUCUACAAGGAUAAUCAGAAGAGCAAGGAGGGUAAUCAGGUCAUCCUGCCUACGAAAGAGGACACCUUCUCAGAUAAGAACAAGGAGCAUAAUUUUUUCAUCACAGAUUCAGAGCCUUCAGGAGGAGACUUCUGGAGAGAUAUAGCAGGAGAACACACACAAGAAACCAAUUCACCUCAUUCUCUGAAGAAGGAUGUGGAAAAUAUGGGGAAAGAGGAACUCCAGAAGGUUCUGUUUGAGCAGAUUGACCUACGGAGGAGGCUGGAACAGGAAUUCCAGGUGUUGAAAGGAAACGCGUCGUUCCCAGUCUUCAAUAAUUUUCAAGAUCAGAUGAAGCGGGAACUGGCGUACAGAGAAGAAAUGGUGCAGCAGCUACAAAUCAUUCCCUAUGCAGCAAGCUUGAUCAGGAAAGAAAAGCUCGGUGCACACCUCAGCAAAAGCUAA